CCUUCGCCGUUAAGGCAACCCAUCACAUUAAGCCUUGAGUCAACAACAAGCAAAGGAUCCACUCCACCUCAUUCUAAAUACCAAUCGUUUUGACCGCUGAAUCGGUUGAGCCAUGGCGUUACAGUGGAUAAUUCUCACUUACGUGGUGGCAGCUGAGGCCGCCAUCGCCCUUCUCUUGACCGUCCCUGCACCAAAACUCUUGAAGAAACGUUUUGUUUCUCUUAUUUCCUUUAUUCUUCAGCCGUGCCUCUUCGUCGUCCCCUUCGCUUCGUUUCAGCUUCUGGAUCUCUAUUGGAAGAACGAGCAUCGGUUGAUGUGUACCUCUGAGAUCUGCACGGCUGCUGAGCGAGAUCGAUAUGAGAGAUCUAUAUACAAAGCUCAAGGGAACGUGAUUCUGUGUGUUGCAGCAUGCUUUCUUUACUGGUCUAUCUACCGCAUUUGCAAAUUUUACAAUGAAAUUCAGAGUUUGGAGGAAGUAGAAAAGAGAUACAAGGAUGAGUAAACUUCUCAUCUGCGUCCCUCUUUUAAAUUUAGUGUGGAUGAAUGUGUUGAUUUACGGUAAACUUUGCAUUGAAACUUGACAUUUCCUUCUGGAUUUAUGUCACAAAUUUCAUAUACUUGUGUGUUAGUGUAUCGGUGUCCUCUGGCGGACUGUUUUUUUCUUGUAGCUCUGAAGCUGCUGCAGCGUGUUACAAUGGAAGCUAGAGCAUGAAUAUAAUUCACCCUAAAGUUUCUUUAUAA
Pistacia vera is the source of this 741-nucleotide messenger RNA. RefSeq lists its product as uncharacterized. The coding region runs from base 113 to 502 and encodes 129 amino acids. Gene Ontology annotation, cellular component: endoplasmic reticulum membrane; endoplasmic reticulum. Lineage: Eukaryota; Viridiplantae; Streptophyta; Magnoliopsida; Sapindales; Anacardiaceae. The transcript has 4 exons. The record is from RefSeq and is a predicted model, not a curated record. Gene Ontology annotation, biological process: endoplasmic reticulum to Golgi vesicle-mediated transport; intracellular protein transport.